This is a messenger RNA of Paramormyrops kingsleyae, 1206 nucleotides long. It is a transcript of the gene atp6v1g1, whose product is annotated as ATPase H+ transporting V1 subunit G1. Gene Ontology annotation, biological process: synaptic vesicle lumen acidification. Lineage: Eukaryota; Metazoa; Chordata; Actinopteri; Osteoglossiformes; Mormyridae. The record is from RefSeq and is a predicted model, not a curated record. Gene Ontology annotation, molecular function: proton-transporting ATPase activity, rotational mechanism; ATP hydrolysis activity. Gene Ontology annotation, cellular component: vacuolar proton-transporting V-type ATPase complex; vacuolar proton-transporting V-type ATPase, V1 domain; synaptic vesicle membrane.
CUGACGCUUAGUCACAUGACCCACUAUCAGCUGACUACAGUUUCUACUGUCAGCGUCGCUGAACGACCUCUGCGAUUAAAAUAAGACCUUUUUCUCUGGUGUUGUUCGUUUAGUCAUGGCAAGCCAGUCGCAAGGUAUCCAGCAGCUUCUGCAGGCCGAGAAGCGAGCGGCGGAGAAGGUCGCGGAAGCCCGGAAGCGUAAGAACCGCCGGCUGAAGCAGGCCAAGGAGGAGGCGCAGGCCGAGAUUGAGCAGUACCGACUGCAGAGGGAGAAGGAGUUCAAGACGAAAGAGGCUGCGGCGCUGGGUUCCCAUGGUAGCUCCGCGGUGGAGGUCGACAAGGAGACCGCCGACAAGAUGGAGUGCAUCCAGAAGAGCUACCAGCAGAACCGAGAGGCAGUGCUGGGAAACCUGCUGAAGAUGGUCUGCGACAUCAAGCCAGAGAUCCACGUCAACUAUCGUGUGGCAGGAUAGAAUGCUGCACCUCCCAAACACAAUCCUUUCAGAUCAGGAGGUGCUGAAAUAAAGACUUUCACUGCACGGGAAUACAGGUCAUUGAUCACUUAAGUAAGAUGUACCAAGUUGUUGCAAAUAUUUAUGACGCAGUGUCCUCCGCCCUGCUUUGAACUGUAGUCCCCACAGCACAGUUAAAACUGAGGUUAACCCACCAGAGAUAUGAUUCAUUUUAUAAAGGAUAAGAUGCAUUAUUGUGUUUUGAAAGGAUUCUUGUGAGUGUGAUCAAACAAUUCAUGCAGUGUGGGGUAAUUAUUUUAAACAACAGAUGAGUAGACUUUGACACAAGACUUGGUGCAGUGGAAGUCUCUAUCAGCGCUGAUCUUGUAACUAGGUAGGAGUAUGACUAUAAAUUGUUGUUGUGAGGGUUAUUGCCAUGCUUGUCUUGAUAUGCAUAGUGCUGUUACUUUAACCUAUAUUAAAUGAAUUUGGUUACAUUGUCACAUGAAACUGCAUAAAUGCCGCGAUACAGUAUUCUCCUGUAUUCUUGGUAAAUCUUAAGGACUUGGAAGCAUUUUCUUUCCUUGUCACAGUGUCUGAGUGUUUAAAUGUAAACAUUUACUUCAACCCCACACCUGUCCUCAGUCCUUAGUCAUUUCUAUGUAGUUCACAUUCCACUGUAGAGAACUGCUGUAUCCGCAUAGUGAUGAAAAUGUUCUGGUGGUUUGAUUUUUGAAUAAAUUAUAUGAAACGAU